AGUGACGUCAUCACACGGCGCAUGUCAAAGUUUGACAGUGUGAGCUCGUGAUGUUUACAGUUUUCUGAGAGAAAUGAAGUGAUGAAUAAAUGACAUGAUGAUGAUGAUGAAGAUGUGUGUGAGUGUUGUGGUGUUCGGGCUGCUGCACGCGUGUCUCUGUUAUGAAGAUCAGACACGUGACGAUGACAGUAUAAUACACACUCAUGAUGUGAAGGUCCAGGUGUCCGGUCGAGCGCUGGUUCCUGGAGUCAGAACUCAAGACUGGAUCUCAUCUGCCCGAGUUCUGCUGGACGGAGACAAACACGUGGGAUUCAUCAGAGAUGAUGGAAGCUUCAUUGUCAGUGAUGUUCCAUCAGGAUCAUAUGUUCUGGAAGUCUCUUCUCCAACAUACAGAUUCCAGCCCGUCCGUGUGGACAUCACCACCACGGGCAAAAUGAGGGCGCGUGUGGUGAACUACAUCAUGACAGCAGAGGUGAUCAGACUGCCGUACCCUCUUCAGAUGAGAUCCAGCGGACCGCAUUCAUAUUUUAUUCCUCGAGAUACAUGGAGCUGGUCAGAUGUCCUCAUGAACCCGAUGGCUCUCAUGAUGGCUCUUCCUCUUCUAAUAAUAGUUCUUCUUCCUAAAGUCUUCAACUCCACUGACCCAGAGAUGAGACGGGAGAUGGAGCAGUCUAUGAACAUGCUGAACCACAACCACGAGCUGCCGGAUGUUUCUGAGCUCAUGACAAAUUUCUUCUCACCUCCUAAAAGUCACAGGAGGUUAGGAGGCGGAGCCAGAGUCCCAAAGGGUGGAGCUCCGAGGCGGAAGUAAGAUACGACGCUUAUGUCAUCGUUCAAUAAUAAUAUCGUGGAAUAAUCUGCUGCUGACUGUAAUUUACAAUCUGCAUUUCAAUAAUCUUAUAAUACAUGUACUGCUGAUUGUUAUAAAUAAAUGUAUUUAUUGAACAAGUUUAUGACUCUAAAAGUUCAAAUAUUUAUUAUAGAUAUUCUAUAGUUCAUAGAAAGAAAAACAAAUAAAAUGCAGAAAUCUUUCUUGUGUUCUUCAUUGAG
Molecule: messenger RNA, 1050 nt
Organism: Xyrauchen texanus (razorback sucker)
Lineage: Eukaryota; Metazoa; Chordata; Actinopteri; Cypriniformes; Catostomidae
Gene: emc7a
Product: ER membrane protein complex subunit 7a
Exons: 5
Coding region: 95-811 (238 amino acids)
Cellular component (GO): EMC complex
Molecular function (GO): carbohydrate binding
Source: RefSeq, a predicted model, not a curated record